Molecule: messenger RNA, 443 nt
Organism: Egretta garzetta (little egret)
Lineage: Eukaryota; Metazoa; Chordata; Aves; Pelecaniformes; Ardeidae
Product: interleukin-1 receptor antagonist protein-like
Exons: 5
Coding region: 21-395 (124 amino acids)
Biological process (GO): inflammatory response to antigenic stimulus; cytokine-mediated signaling pathway; positive regulation of gene expression
Molecular function (GO): cytokine activity; interleukin-1 receptor binding
Source: RefSeq, a predicted model, not a curated record
GCGGCGGGCAUCGGGGUGCCAUGGCGUGCCAGCCCGCGCUCACCCUCACCCUCCUCUUCCUCUGCGCAGAGGCCAAAGGCUUCACCCUCUGUCACACGCCCGCCGUGCAGACUAAAGUCUUCCAGUAUCGGAUUUGGGACGUCAACCAGAAGUCACUUUACCUGCGCAACAACCAGCUGGUGGCCGGGCACCUGCAAGGGGCCAACGCUGCCCUUGAAGAGAAGGUGUUUUGGGUCCCCAACCGUGCCUUCGAGCUCACCCGGCAGCCCGUCAUCCUGGGCAUCCAGAAUGGCACCCGGUGCCUGGCCAGCCCCCCCGCCAGCCAGCCCACCCUGCAGCUGCAGCCGCAGGGGACACACAACCCAGAAGACACGGGACGGGAUUUCAGAAGCUGACAGAUUUGCAGGUUCAGCCAUGUCCCACAGGUCCAGACCUGCCUGCAG